UGACCGAGGCCCGGGCCGGAUGGGCGCUGCGGGCCGGGGUGCGGACCGCCGAGCGGCCGUUGUGACAUUGUUCUCUCACCCCAGCUGUGUGGAUAGUGCCACACGCUCGCCACACGACGACGGCUCUUGUACGCAUAUUCCAGUGUUUCUUUUGUCAGAGAAUCCAGCAGAGCCUCAGUUCUUUCAGUGGCAGCCCUGAGCUGAGCGAGGUGUGCCCAGCAGAGAUGGUGAAGAUGACAAAAUCCAAAACUUUCCAAGCUUAUCUGCCUAACUGCCACCGAACAUAUAGCUGUGUCCACUGCAGAGCCCACCUGGCCAAUCACGAUGAGCUGAUCUCCAAGUCCUUUCAGGGAAGUCAGGGACGAGCCUACCUCUUCAAUUCUGUUGUAAACGUGGGCUGUGGCCCUGCAGAGGAGCGUGUCCUUCUCACGGGCUUACACGCUGUUGCAGACAUCUACUGUGAAAACUGCAAAACCACACUUGGGUGGAAAUAUGAACAUGCCUUUGAGAGCAGUCAGAAAUAUAAGGAAGGAAAAUUUAUUAUUGAGCUUGCCCACAUGAUCAAAGACAAUGGUUGGGAGUAAAGUGAAACUUUCUGUUCUCUUUUGAAUACUUUUUUUGUGAGAGAGACUGCAAAUGUAAUGGAAACCUGGGAGCAUCCUGGAUGACAAUGUCCCUUUGAACUCCGGCCUGGCAGGCAGGCCCCUCCCGGCCCUGUCCUGGGUAAGGUGUCCCUCCAGCACGUGCUCCUCGUGUACAUGCUCGUUCCUUCACAAUGCCAAUGACCUUUUUCUAGUCUAAAGUUCUAGACAUAGAAUUAACCCACUGAUGGUCUGUCUCUCUGGUUAAUACCUUCUUUCAAUCUGUGUCUUUAGAUAGAGCUUGACUGCUCUUUCAUGUUCAAGAGCAAACUGAGUUUCUCCAGGCCAUAGGGAUGGGGUGUCUUUAGAGAGCAGGUCUCACCCCUUGUUUAAAGACAUUGUAGCCCACUUAAUGAUUUCCCAAACUACAAGUCGGUUAUUCCUCCUGCAGAUGAACUGUGGAGGCCUAGUGCUCAGUUACCAUCUUCAGCAGCAGUGCAGGGUGGUUUUUCUUAGGUAUUGUUCAAAAACAGAGGACACCACUGAUAACAUUUUAGGAGUUGCAGAGAAAUGUGUCUAACGGAACAUCACGUUUAUUCGAGCCAAGAGCUUCCUUUUUCAGAAAGCAAGAAAUCUAGUUGUUGGGAAAGCCUUGUUCCAUGGGCUUCCGCUCCCCAGGCAGGAAGUGGGGCUUCCGCAUCGCUGGUUAAGUGGCUGAUCUGUGGAGUUGAAGUGCAGUGCUCUGGGCCGAGUAAAAUCAGGUUUCCUUUUUUACUAUGAUGUGCUUGAAGGAAAAUAAUGUUUUUUUGCAUACAAAAGAGGCCAGAAUGAACAGGAAAAACUUCUGAACUUCAGAUUUGCCAGAUUGUUUUCAGAUGUUCUCAGAAAAGGUUAAAGCUACAAGAUGGGGUGAAGCUUCGUAAAGAUAUUUGGUCUGUUCGUCAGGUCACCCCCACCCCACUGUGGGCUGACAUAGGAGGGACCCGAGAGAUCCAAUGCUGUGUCCCCGCACCUAUUUUAAGCUCCAGCCCCCCCCCCCGUGCCUCUCCGUGCGAGUGGGCUCUGUGCAAGCAUUAUAGCCAAUUCACAGAGAAUGAAGACCCGAAAGCAUUCCGAAGUCAGUCUUGGUUUUCAAUGUUUUGACCCAAAGCUGGCCGGUGGGCCUGAUCUGCUGUUCCUAGCGUCUGGGCAGGUGGUUUGUGGUGUGGGAUUCAUGGGACCCUGGCACCGAGAGGCAAGAAAAGGGGCCCGGGAGACAGGGUGAGGCAAGCCAAGCAUCAGAUGUUUCCCAGCCUGACAGGCUGGCUCUGAAGCUGCCCUCAGACUAGUUAGUCCAGUGACUGGGAGAGCUGGCUCCAGACACUGCAUGUCUGUGAUGGGGGGAGGAGUCCCUCAUGAGUCCGUGUCCUGCUGUGCAGGCACUAGGUGCCCCUGACUGGGUCUUGUUCAGCGCUCACCUCAAGCUUCCCAAUGGCACAAUCUCUUUGCCUAAGACUCAAAGCUUUGGAACGUGGGGAAGACCGCUGCCAAGUGGGUGAGGAGACAUCAGUGUGACUUGCACAUGGAGCCCCUGGCACACAUCUUCAGGUUUAAAGGGAAGGAUAUGGUGUAAGCCUCUGCCCUUGCACACACCCCAACAGGUUGCUGCUCCCCUGAGCCAGUGUCCCCAGAUGUAGACUGUCCCCGUGCACUCCCUGUUUGUAAGGUAACGUGCAGCUGUGAACCUCCGGUGCCCUGGCUGCAAGUUGGAAAUCUGAAGACACCUCUCUUGAGUCCUGCUGCUUCAGUCCUUAGGGAAAACCGAAGAACCGAAAGCAGCCUGCCCUGAGUACUCGCCCGAGCACUAGUAAUUGAAAACAUGGCCUGUGAACGUGCACCUUCUGUCGGUUCCUCUGCAAGUUGCAUCUGGAGGCACCCAGACAACCAGAGGGUCAGGCCAUGCCUAGGCACCUUGCGGGGCACCGGGGACAGCAGGCUUGAGCAUUGCACGUAAGCUGAAAAAUCGUCUAGAAUUCUUUUGAUCACUCUUUUGUAUAUACUGAAACUUCUAUUUAAAGCUUUUAUAUGUUCUGGGUAAGUUUACUGCUCCUUUAAUUUGAGCACUUUGGUUUUUGUGUUGUCUCUCGUGAUGGUAUUGAAAUAUUUUUACCAGGUGGUCUACCAACAGAUUUUUAUCACUUUUUUGUUGGCUUUCUGUAAAACCCAAGCUCUUUUUGAAACCAAAUAAACUGAACAUGAGCUGGCAUCAGGGAAUUAUAUUCACAAGACACAACCAGCUGUACUGGUGAAGUGUUGGAAUGCUCCACCCUCAUCAAUUCCUGAAUAAAUAGCAUCCCAUGUCUUAUUUAAAAUGUCUUUUCCUUGAGAAGGGUGGGAGGUGAUGCCAGGAUUAUAAAUGCAUGUAACUGAAAAGUACGUAGUAGCGUCUGAGGCGGGA
Messenger RNA from Talpa occidentalis (Iberian mole), 3018 nucleotides. It is a transcript of the gene YPEL1, whose product is annotated as yippee like 1. The coding region runs from base 225 to 584 and encodes 119 amino acids. NCBI's taxonomy places the organism in Eukaryota, Metazoa, Chordata, Mammalia, Eulipotyphla, Talpidae. The record is from RefSeq and is a predicted model, not a curated record. The transcript has 5 exons.